UGCGGUUCGGUUCGGUUUGAUGUUUUGCACGUGCAAAAUACAUAUUUUUAAACGUCGUGCGCUCGAGCUUUCCAUAGUGAUUUCGUUGUGCCGCUAGUGCUUGGCCCACAUUACGUACAUAUACGCUGUGUACGCGUCCUCAUUACGUGCGUUUUAAUAUCCGUUGUGUGACAUAAAAGAUUUUCAAUAAUAUUAACGUGUAUAUUGUGCAAUAUUUUGACAAGAAUUAUAUUGCGGCAACGCGUGUGUGUUGACAAGUGCAUUUUAAAGGAUUUAACAAGCGGUAGCCAUAUUCGUUUUUGGCUGGUACUAAGUGUUUAUUGUGGUAAUUAGUUGUAGCUACUCUUGUUUAGUCAGCAGCGCAUGUGCAAUUGCAGCGCUAAUUGUUUAACAUACAAUAAAUCUCAAGACCUUACUUUUUUAAAGAAAAUUUCGCACGCGUAAAUUUCGUGUGGCAUGCAGCAGGCUUAAGCAGCGCGCGCUGCAAGUGUAAUUUAUUUCGUAAUAUUUUAUAUUGACAUCUCAUUCGGCGCUAACUAUAACGCUUUUAGUGCGUAAACUUUCAGAAACGCGCUUGUUCUUCUUGUGCUUCAAAGACGCCGCGCUAUAUUAGUGUGUGUCGGACGCGCGCGCUCGCGCGCUGCACGUUUCCUACAGUCCGCGCGUGUCUUGUAAAUUUACAUAAAUAAUCUAAGUGAUUUUCAAUCCCAAUUUCGAUAACAAUUUCUCAUGUAACUACAAGUCAGCGCGUAAUAUACUAUAGUGUCACAUAAUUCUCAGCAAAUAGCGCGCAUACAUAUAUACUCGUGUACUGUGUGCGGCGCGUAGUGACAGCGGCAGCUCGUAAAAUGUUUAAUAUACUCGCUGUGCGACACCUGACUGGCAUACCAACACGUACUAACUAAAGACGAACUGUGCGUUCCCAUUGCGUCCACUAUAUACACUUGCUUACGACAAGCGCAUGCAACGUGCUGCUGCUGAAGGACACUCAAGUUGUGCCGCAUUGAGAUAGCUGGCUACCGCGCUUACUCUUACAUCCACACUAUGUGUGUGUGUGCGUUGUCGUAAAAUAUCACCGUUGGACGUGCGCGGAUUAGAAAGCCACCAGCGAGUGUUGUGGGCAAGUUCCGGUCGCAACGCGACGCUGUCUAUGUAAAUAGCGCGUUGCUUGUGCGCCACAGACGCUCCGUCGCUUUCCAGCUGUCAGACCUCGAUGUCUUCGUGAAUUAGUAGAUCUCGGCAGCAGACAGCAGAUAUUGCAAAAGACUUUGAAUUAUUGUGGCACUUCUCUUAUUGCCACCUGUCAUUGAUUUCGCGCUGAAAAGGUUCAACUGAAGAUUCGCUCCGUUCGCAAAUUGAUUGCUUCAUCGACAACAUCGCUAUAUAGACAUUCUGAGAGAGUUUCCAAAAAUAACUAAACACAUAGAGAUCUCUAGCGCAAAAAUUCAAUUAUGUGUAUGUCCAGUGGCACGAAUUGCAUGCAGGAAGUCGAUGUGAAUCAUUAACAAGUGCAACAACAACUAACGAGUAGCAAGUGUGUGGCGAGUUCGUAGACUAGGGUGCCACUCCGUUAUAGCUCAUUUACAGCGGCACAGCACGUAGGCUACAAGCCAAAAGCAGCUCCCACGAGUGUAUCAGCACUUCACAACGGUCUGUUUGCAACACAAACUGCUUAUAUUUUCAACGUGAGUGUGUGUGUGUGUCGGUGAGCGCUCAUUUGCCAUUCCACGCAGCAGUUCAUCUGCAAUCUAACGUUCCAUCUACACACAUUUAAAGCAGCCACAAAGCAAUCAUGUCUAAAAGAGAGCGAUUAUUUCACGAAUGGUUCAAUCUGUUCGCGCUGAUCUGGAUGAUCAUCACCGACAUAUGUUUCAACGCGCACUGUUUGAAGGACCUGAAGAUAUUUGUGCCGGAAGCAGUUAUCAUGGGCAAUGCAGCGACGCUCUCGUGCCAAUACGAUCUCGGGCAGGCUGCUCUCUAUUCGGUGCGCUGGUAUUUCGACACUGAGGAAUUCUAUCGCUAUGUGCCCAAGGAGUCACCGCCCACGCUGGUCUUUCCGGUGUCUGGCAUUAAUGUCGAUCUCACAAACUCAGACGCCACUUCGGUGACAUUGAAGGGUGUCAACCGUGAACUAACCGGCAACUAUCAGUGCGAAGUGUCCGAGGACAAGCCGCUCUUCCACACCGAUAUACGCUCCGCACACAUGCAGGUCAUCGAACUGCCCAAGGAUGAGCCGGCCAUGCAGGUGGAUAAAAAGGUCAUCACAAUGAAUGACAAUUUCAAGGCUGUCUGCACGGUGGGGCCGUCAUAUCCGCCGGCUAACAUAACAUGGUACAUCAAUGGACGUAAGAUCUACAAAACACCCUUUCAGCGCAUCAAUCAUGUCGCCUUCGAAGGUUCCGCCACAUACUCCUCGCUCGAGAUCUACCCACACAGCCAGGUGCUGCAAGGCUUCUUCCAGGGUGUGCCCAAAUACCAGACGACCAGUAUACUGCUGCUUUGCGAGGUUUCCAUACUGCAUGUCUUCCAUAAGAACGUGCAACAACGCCUGCUGUUGAGCAUAACGCCGCCCACCACCAUCUCGCCAAACCUGCUCGGCCUCGAGGGUUCGAAGCGCAUCAAUGGUGAUCCAGAUAACUCGGCGCUCACCGGUGGUGGCCUCAGCCACCACAACAGCAGCAGGCGAAUAGGUGGCUUCUUCGCGAUCAUCGGUAUGGCGUUCGUUGCGUUGCUGGCGGUGGGCGUGUGUCAUGGCGCUACAGUUGACAUGGUGCUCAGUGCUGAUGGAAUGCCGCCGUACGAACCUCGACCAGCUGUGUUGGUGGAAACUGUGUCGUUGAACGAGACGGUUGUGGGUGCGACGUCGGCGUCGCUGGCGCCAAGCGUGGCUGCCGAGCAGGAGGCUAAGCGUCAGCUGUGACCUCAAAGCAGCGUUUAAAUUGGUGACGCGACCUCAGUGAUGGCAAGCACAGUGCAACAACUACAAAGUAAAUAAAUAACGGUAGUAGUAUUAUGGAAGCCGCAGGGAGCAUGAGAGAGAGAAAACAACAACAACAACAACAAUGACUGCCGCAGCACCAGCCGCAGCAGGCGGUAUGAGCGGCUAACACGGCAUGCAAACUAUAACUGUAGAGAAAUGAUAAAUUAAUGCAACAACAACAAAAGAACCCACAAUAAAACCAAAUCAAAAUGGCAAACAAUGGAAAUUGCUUUUGCACACAAAAUUUAAUUGUGAAAAAGAGCAAAAAAAACAAAAACACAAAAAAAAUCAAAUUAAAUCUAAUAUUUAAGCAUACAAAUAAUAACGGUAAAUGUAGUCAAGCAACAACAACAAAUUAUGCAUAAAUAUGUGUGCUAUGAAAAGAGGGUAAACAAAAAAGAAUGCCCAAAGUAAAUAGUGAAAAAUAAUUAUAACGAAAUUAAUUUAAAUAUUUGAUGACAACAACAAAAGCAAAAACAACAACAGUAGUAAUGUGUAUACAGCCUGCACGCGAAGAAAAGCCAUAAUAAAAUAUAGUAUAAUAACAACAAAUAAAUAUAUAUACAAAUAUGAAUUCGAAAUAAUUAAAUGUAAAUUAAGUUUUUAAGGCAACAAAAACAAAAAACACAACAAAAUUGUAAAAUAGCAACAAAAAAGAAAACGCGUUACAAAAGGAAAAAUCAAAAGGCAUUGCAAAAAAACAAAAACAAAAAAAUACUUUUAAAUGUGUUAGUGUGUAAGUCUUGGCAUAAUUGGCGUAAAACAACUUCUUGGCUAUGUUUGUGCAUGUGUCAGCGUAAUUUAUGGCGUAUUAAAAUCAAAACUUUCAAGCAAAUAUUUACAGUAGUUGUAAGGCUUACGAAAAUCGCCGCAAAAUGUUGCUGCAAAAUGAAUUCCGGCUGCAAACAGGCGCAUAUUUACACAGUAAAUUAAAGACAUUAGUGGGUGACAUUGAUGCUACAAGAAUACAGUGAAUCUUGAUUUGUUGUGAAGUAGGAAAUAUUUUAUACUUUAAUUAUAAUAUAGUUCAAUUUUUCUAAUUUCAUUAUUUUUUUUUAUAAUUUAAUUUGUUUUGCCGACAGAUAUAGCUUUAUAUGCUUAUUCAUUAGGUUGGUAAAUAUAUCUAAGUGUUACAGUGAUCGGAUUUAGUUCAAAUAUGCGUCGUUUCGUUCAAUAAUCUUUUUCCAGCUAGACGGCAACUUCAUAAUACCCCCUCUUAGAAGCCCCCCUCCUAUAUUUGCGAAGAACUCAAGCCUCUUUUGAGUUCAACAGUACACCAACACGAGCGUUCCUUGGGCUAUAUGGUGGAUGCCCUAAAACCUCCCAUCCGAGCUCCCGUAGCUUCUGACAAGUAAUCAACGAAGUAUGGGGUCUGUCGUUGUCAUGGUGGAACACUACACGCUCCAUGAUGGCCAAUUCUGCGUUAAGCGUCUGGCCAUAUGGGAGCAGCUCAUAGUGGAUAAUUCCCUUCCAAUUCCACCAAACACACGGCAAAACCUUCCUGGCCGUCUAUUGCGGCUUGGCCACUGUUUGGGACGAUUCACCAGCCUUCGACCACCACCCUUUUCGCUUGAUAUUGUCGUAUGUGAUCUAUUUUUAGUCGCCAGUCACCAUCCGAUUCAAAAAUGGGUCGAGUUCGUUCCGUUUCAGCAUUCGCACGCGUUGAUUCGGUCCAGAAGUUUUUUUUUGCGUCAAAUCAUGCCGCACCCAAACAUCAAGCUUUUUUGUGUAUCCAGCCUAAAUGCAUAAGGGGUUACUUGGGUUUCAUGUCCCUAACAUUCUAACAUAUUGUCCCAAAUUUUAAGACAAUCCGAGUCUUUCGCGUUUUUCUCAAACCUGUGUUUUUAAAGUCGGUUGUCAAAAUUUUUCGAGAACUACUCAAAUGAUCUUAUUUUAAACAAGUCUAUGAGAUACAAUUUGCAAAUACUUGAAUGAAGGAUGGGUCUAAUAUCAGUCUAGUACUCCCCUACCACACACUGUACUAAGACUUUUCAGAUGGCAUCCAUAUUCAUCUGUAUUGUGGUUCAUUUUGCUAAAAGCAAAAAAAAUCGGCUGGAAGUAAGGCCUUAAAAUACAACACUUUCCUUUGAUUUUUAAGAUUAUCAUUAGUUCGAUUUGAAGAUCGGUUUGGGCUCUCAAAGAGUCGGGACUCAUCGUAUAAUUCAACUUAUAAUUGGACUUGAUUAAGUGUUUCUAUCAUUCUAGUAACAAUAUGACCUUAACAGUAAAAUCUUACGCAUUAUCAUUCAUACCUAAGUCACAAUCCUAGAAAAUAUUUGAACAGUUUGCAGCUUUUCCCAAAGCGAAAUUAACUGUUUUCGUUUGUAAAAUAUAAUUCAUUAAUUUUCAAGAAAAAGAUAUCAGAUAAGUUGGUUUGGGAAGCAGGACCUUCGUAUAUAUAAAUAUAAAUAUAAAUAUAUGUAUAAAUAUAUGUAUAUGAAGAUAUUGAAAAGGUAAAUUUGUACUUUCAUAUUUAAAAUAAAUAUAUUUAAAAUCACUGGUGAAUUGAUAGUUUAUAUUGAUUCGACAACUUCAAAGAUUUCAGUUGCAAUUACUUGUUCUUGUAGAAAAAGUUUCUUUGAAAUUCCUUUUAUUACAAAUAUUUUUUCCUACUUUCUACAAUAUUUUGUCUUAUUUAAGUAAAAAUAUCCUUUAAAACAACAUUUUAUACUUAAUGUCGCUGCAUCAACUAAACCUUGCAAGCAAUUAAUCAAGUCAACUACAUUUAUCUAAACAUAUUUAAUAAACGACUUUAUACAUACAAAUACAUGCAAAUACAUACAACCACAUACAUACAUACGAGUCCAUACAUAAAACAAAUAUCUAAGCAUAAAUCAAAUUUAUACAAAAUGACUUUAGAAUUGCUCAAAUGAGACAGAAACUUAAAUCAAAAUCAAAAUUACAAAAAGAAAAAAAAAUCAAAACUAAAAUCAAAAUCGUGUUUUUAUGCCAAAAUAAGCUAAAUAAGAACAACAACAACACUUAUCCUAUAUACGAGUGCAUAAAGUAUAAAUACCAAUGUGACUAAGCCAAUAUUAAUUUUACGCUCUAUUUUGAAAAUGUAAAUAUAUAUAAAUACAGCCUAUAUAAGGCAUACAAACACACUGCACAUAAUAAAAGUAAAUGCAUACAUAGAUUAAACUCACACACACAAAGCAAGUCAUAUACGAGUAGUAUAGUACAUAUGUGUAUGUAUAGUAAUUAAUAAAUAAUGUAAGGUAGUUAUGUAAGUAUAAAAUUUUUGUAAAUUGUGUGGUCAAUUAUUGACUAAAAAAUGUUGGAAAAUGUCAAAGUAAACACAACAAAAAAAAUAUUUUUAAUAAAAUAUGCUAUUAUAGAAGAAGAAAGUGUUUAGCCAAAUGUAUUAUAAGUAUUAAUUUACAAUUAACCUUUUGACCUUUGUACAUAAUGCAAAUAGUUGACACCAAAUUGUAUGUGUUUUGUUAAUGAAAAUCUGUAGUGUUGUUGUUUGUGUUCAUUUUGAAUAUAAUACAACGUUUUGUGUGAUAUAUGUAUGUAGCAAACAAUAUUUUCAUUAAUUUAGUGCUAUCGCAUCAAAAAUUAUUAUAUAUUAAUUUCACAAUUGUAAAUUUUAAUUAAAAUGGUCGGAAAAGUAUGUAGUGAAGCAAUAAAGCGAUAUUAAGGCAAGUAAAAGUUAAAGGCGGGUUUCCAGUUUCAAGUGUAUCAAAAGCUUACGUUAGGUGCCGCUGUUGUAAAGUAUUUGUUUUAUUGAUAGCGCUGCAUAGAAAAUAGUAAUUCUUUUAAGGUUGAGUAUUAAAUAUCUUAAGACAAAUUGUACUUUAUUUAUUAUUUUUUCUUAUUUUUAAUUUUUUUUUUAUAGUUUUAUUUUAAUAACAGUUAGCAAGCUUUCCUUUACUGAACAAUAUAACUAUAGCAAAUACAUAUAGCGAUUAAAAGUUGGCUUGCUUUCAUACAUUGUACUAUACUAUAUAUAAAACUGUAGUAAAAAUAAAAAUCUUAUGUAAAUAUAUAAAGAAAGCUCUUGAAAUUUCUACACUAAUACAUACACACGUACGUAUGCAAUAAUGCGGGAAGGAACUUUCACACUGAGAAAGGUUAACUUGACCUAUGUUUGCAGCGCAAUUAAAAUGCGGUAAUUCAAUUCAUAGCAAAUAAAGAAAAAGGUAAAAUAGAAAAUAAUAAAAAAAUUAAAAUAAAAAUAGCAUAAAUGGUAAAAAAAUUAUUUUGUAAAAAAUAUGUUGUUUUUGUUAGUAAUGCUUAUAUGUAUAUCUAUACCACUGCGAAGCAUGUUGAAGAAGUGCUAUGAAAGUCCAACAACACUAAAAGAGCAAACUUAAAUAAAAUAAUGCAAAAAAAUAUACAAAAAUGUAAACUAAAAUUUAUAAAAACAAUAAAAAAUAUUAUGAAGAAUCAAGAAUCAAAAUUCAUUUAAAAUAAAAACAAAAACAACAGAAGUUGGUGACAACAAAAACAAAAUAUGAUAAAGCAAGUUUUAGUUGAAUUAAUGUUGAUAGCUUAGUGAUAGUAAAAAAUAAACUAUAAAAACAAAAUAAAAAUAUUAAAAUAAAUUAAAAUGAGAUAUAACUUGAAGCUGAUGUCAAUAAAAAUAAAAUUAGCUAAGAUAUUUGUUAAGCUGCAAAAUGUAUAAAAUAAAUUAAACUAAGUGCAAAUAUAAAAUAAAUAAAAAUA
Zeugodacus cucurbitae (melon fly) is the source of this 7651-nucleotide messenger RNA. RefSeq lists its product as uncharacterized. The coding region runs from base 1793 to 2920 and encodes 375 amino acids. The transcript is spliced from 11 exons. The record is from RefSeq and is a predicted model, not a curated record. Lineage: Eukaryota; Metazoa; Arthropoda; Insecta; Diptera; Tephritidae.